Nylanderia fulva is the source of this 3129-nucleotide messenger RNA. The record is from RefSeq and is a predicted model, not a curated record. Lineage: Eukaryota; Metazoa; Arthropoda; Insecta; Hymenoptera; Formicidae.
AUGCCGAUCGCCCAGCAGACGAGCUUAGGAUGGAUCUUGUCCGGAGGCUACGACGCCGCAGCACCCGAAGGCCAUCGCCGCACGUUCCAGUGCACCACAGACCACGACCUCGCUAACAUGGUUCGACGCUUCUGGGAGCAGGAACGCGAGCCAGUAGCUGGGACACCGCUCACCGCCGACGAAGCCAGGUGCGAAGACUUCUACGUGCGCACGGUCACUCGCACGUCCAGUGGCAGGUACAUGGUGAGGCUGCCAUGUACUUCACCGCCGCCGACAUCGCUCAGCGAGACUCGUCGACCCGCAGAGCGCCUCCUGGAAGCCAUGGAGCGGAAGGGAGCACGAGAUCCUCGCUUCGGUGACCUCUAUCGAGAUUUCAUGGAGGAAUACGAGAACCUGCAACAUAUGGAGCGCACACGGUCCGGAGAGUCGCUGAACGCACACCUCCUCACUGGAGCCAAUCUCUUGCCAACACUCGCUGAUGUCCUACUUCGUUGGCGUUGGCAUCGGUACGUUCUCGUCACGGAUAUCGAGAAGAUGUACCGACAAAUUCUUGUACAUCCGGAGGAUCGUCGCCUGCAAACCAUCUUGUGGCGCCACACCAGCUCUGAUGACGUCCACGAGUACGAGCUGAGGACCGUGACCUACGGGCUAGCGUGUGCACCCUUUCUCGCCAUCAGGACUCUUCAUCAACUCGCAGCAGACGAAGAGGCACGAUAUCCACGCGGAGUCAAGGCACUGCGACACGACUGCUACGUCGACGACGUGGUCACCGGCGCUGAUAGCUUGGAGGACGCUAUCGACCUUCAGCAGGAACUACGGAGUCUUUGCAUGGUGCUCACCGGAGUUCCACCGGAACAUCGGCAUCAACGCAAACCGCACUCAUGGGAGGGAGAGAGUCACGCUACCUUGGGCCUCCGAUGGCAUCCGCAAGGUGACUGGUUCUCCUUCACCAUACGUCCGCGUGCAAUCACCGACUUCACGAAGCGACGAGUUUUGGCCGAGACGGCUCGACUCUUUGACCCGAUGGGGUGGCUCGCACCUGUCGUCAUCAGAGCCAAAAUUCUGAUUCAGACGACGUGGCUUCAACGGCUGGACUGGGACUCCCCGCUGCCUGAUCAGGACGCACACCGCUGGAGGCAGUUGUUGAAUCAGCUUCCUCUUCUAGAUGACAUCCGCAUAACUCGCUGGCUCAACACUGGGACCGACCAUUCACAACUGCAGCUCCAUGGGUUUGCCGACGCAUCAGAGCGAGGGUACGCCGCCGUGGUGUACAUCCGCAACGCUGCAACAGAGAAAACAUCAAUCAACCUGUUGAUGGCAAAAUCCAAGGUCGCACCUGUCAAGCAGGUGUCGUUACCUCGCUUGGAACUCUGUGCAGCAGCUCUACUUACCACGCUCAUGCUCCACGUGCGCUCUACUCUCGGUUUGACAACGACGCCAGUGCAUCUGUGGUCAGAUUCAAAGGUCACGCUCCACUGGAUUCAAGGACACAGCACCCGCUGGAAAACCUUUGUCGCCAAUCGAGUGUCUCAGAUCCAGACCCUGCUGCCAGACGCUCAAUGGAGACACAUCGCUGGACGAGAGAAUCCUGCAGAUUGUGCAUCACGCGGUGUUACUCCUGACGAACUCAUUAAGCAUAAACUGUGGUGGACAGGACCUACCUGGCUGUCAGGAGACGAGACUGCAUGGCCUUGUUCCGUCAUCGAAGCCGCAGAGGAUGACCUCCCGGAGCAGCGAGCCACCAGUUUGGUGGUCAAGGCACCGAUCACGGCCGAACCUGACCUCCUCCUCCGGUUCCCGACGCUACAAAGGCUGCUGCGAGUUACUGCAUGGUGUCGGCGAUGGCUCAAUCCGGCGAGACGCGACGUCAUACUUGGCCGCACUUUGCAUCCGGACGAGCUGGACGUCGCCUUAUUUCGAUGGCUGCGAGUGGUGCAGGCGCUCCACUUUCCUACGGACGUAGCUGCGGCCUCUGCUGGACGCACUAGUCCACCGCGAAGCCACCUAGCGAGGUUGAGUCCGGUCCUCGAUGAUCAAGGCGUGCUGCGCGUCGGAGGACGUCUCAAGCAUGCUCAGCUACCACUCGACGAAAGACAUCCAAUGAUCAUCCCGGCGGCAUCAUGGUUGACUCGGCUGGUGAUUGAUUCCUGCCACCGACGGACACUGCACGGAGGUGUGCAACUGACUCUCGGCUUGCUCCGCCUGCGUUUCUGGGUGCCCCGAGGAAGGACCACCGUCAAACAGCAGCUACACCGAUGCGUGACCUGCACUCGAUGGCGCGCCGCAACACCACAGCCUCCGAUGGGUAACCUUCCUCGGGACCGAGUAACGCCAACUCGACCGUUCCUCAGCACCGGUUUGGACUACGCGGGACCAAUCCUCCUCCGGACCAGCAAGGGGCGUGGACACCGUGCGCACAAGGGAUACAUCGCCGUCUUCGUCUGCUUCUGGUCGAAGGCCAUUCACUUAGAAGUUGUCUCGGACUACACCUCGGAGGCCUUCAUCGCCGCGCUGCGCCGCUUCAUCUCCCGCCGGGCGGCCCCGCACUUUGGUGGUUUGUGGGAGGCCGCCGUAAAGUCGACCAAGUUUCACCUCCGUCGGGUGAUCGGCGAGACCACCCUCACGUUCGAGGAGUUGAGCACACUCCUCGCCCAGAUCGAAGCUUGUCUGAAUUCACGUCCGUUACAGGCACUCUCAGAUGAUCCAGAGGACGUCUCGGCGCUGACCCCCGGUCACUUCCUCGUUGGGGCACCGCUCCUCGCCUUGCCGGAACCGUCAUUGACAGAGCAGACGGUGUCCACCUUGUCACGUUGGCGUCAUCUGCAGCGGAUGAGGGAUCACUUCUGGCAGCGAUGGUCAUCCGAAUACGUGCACGGACUCGCCCCACGCACCAAGUGGCUCAAGGAUGCACCUGCACCCCACGUCGGCGAUCUCUGUCUCGUGCGCUCCGAGAUCACCCCUCCGAGCCGAUGGCCUCUCGCUCGCAUAUUGCGUUUGCACCCCGGAGACGACGGAAUUACACGCGUCGUGACCAUCCGAACGGCCACGUCCGAGCUCGUGCGCCCACUCGUCAAGCUCGUGUUUCUUCCGGGCGUGAACGACGCGCCUACACCGCACAUUGACACAUAG